Molecule: messenger RNA, 1365 nt
Organism: Sordaria macrospora k-hell
Lineage: Eukaryota; Fungi; Ascomycota; Sordariomycetes; Sordariales; Sordariaceae
Biological process (GO): regulation of DNA-templated transcription
Molecular function (GO): DNA-binding transcription factor activity
Source: RefSeq, a predicted model, not a curated record
AUGGCAAAUCCAAACAUCGCGUUGGUUUCCACGCCAGCAGACACUCCAUCGCCCUUCCCUGACCCAACGCCUCUGCAGAGCGACGCCGAUGCAAAGUAUGAAGGAGAGCGUGCACGUAACAACCAGUCAGCGAAACGCUCCCGCAUUCGCAAGGCUCUUUACGUUGUCGAACUUGACAAUGCCGUUACGGGAUACGAGUACAACUUCAAGCUCUUCUACAAGAUGUACAAGGAGCUUAAGCAGAAGCUGAUCGAUCAUGGUCUUGGAGGCGAUCUUCCCCGUGACCCGCCCAUCUGGGUUCGAAAGCCGAUCCCUGUAGGCCAGGACGUCGACACUCAGGAGUAUCGCAAGAAGCUUGAGACGGCGGUAGAGAGUGGCGAGCUCGUCCCACUCGGGCUCGACUUUGCUGAGUCGGUGGCCCUUCAGGUCGGCAAGACGACGGGAUCAGCACAACUGACUGAGGAAUCCAAGGCGUUACAGGACGCAAAGGAGAAGUACGAAAAGACAGUCAAACAGGAGGACAAGUACGCCGAGGAAUUGCAGGAUAUGGAGAAGAAAAUGCAGGACCUGCAACACAAGCUCUGGGAGGUCCAACAUAACCGACAAUCGCUGGGAAGUGUGGUGGACCGGUAUCAGGCAAGGAUAUCCGGACAACCGGGCGACAACAACAUGGGCCCCUCUGCUCUCCAGGGCAAUGGCGUGAAUCUGCCCUACAGGCCACUUGUGCCUGAGACUGCUCAUCUUCCCCAAAGACUUCAGAAAAUGGCCUCGCAAGGGCGGAAAGAACGUACCCUCGAGGAACUUGCAGCUUCAUGGCCUGUAAGAUCCUGUCUCGAGAGUCACCAUAUGAUGAUGGAUACGGAUCAGAACCCAUUUGAGCCUAAGAUGGAGCAGCCUGGAGAAGUCCAACUUGGUGAUCUUCCGGUGCCAAUAUUCGACGGAUAUCCCCAGCAGGGUCAGCAACACCAGGCUGAACCCGAUCAUCCACCGAUUGACAGUUUCACUCAGUGGUGUCAGGCUCACGAAAAUUCCAACUCGUUUGUUUAUUCAAAUGCUGCUGGUAUUUCGGAGGUAGUUCCCUCUGGUAACUUCAGUGAGUAUCCGUGGCCAGGCGAGGGUGUCGACUUUACUGGAGAGUCACACCAGAUGGGUGGUGAUGGUCAUUUGCCAGGAACGGUCCACGAUCCGGUGCUUCCAAAUCCUCAAUCACCUUCGCCGAGUAAUUACUUUGCCGAUCUUCAACUGAGUCCAGAAAUGGGUAAUAUGUUUAUGGCUACCGGCGAUCAGAGCUCUGGCGACCAGAACCAAGGAAACUAUCACGAACCAUACGGUCAGCAGACAGAUCAGUUCAACCAGUUUUACUGA